UAUCAAACGUUUUGUAGUAACUACAACUACGGGCCAGCGGGUAGGGCGCUAAAUUUGAAUUUGCUAGGCAACCCUGAUUUGGUAGCCACGGAUGCGAUUGUUGCAUUCAAGACAGCCAUUUGGUUCUGGAUGACACCACAAGGAAACAAGCCAUCGUGCCAUGAUGUUAUCACUGGGAGAUGGCAGCCUUCGGCCGCCGACAGCGCUGCCGGGAGAGUGCCUGGGUAUGGUGUCAUCACCAACAUCAUCAAUGGUGGGCUCGAGUGUGGGCGUGGUGCCGAUAGCAGAGUUGCUGAUAGAAUUGGGUUUUACAAAAGGUACUGUGACUUGUUGGGCAUCGGCUAUGGCAACAACUUGGAUUGCAACAAUCAAAGGUCUUUCUAAAUGGCUACGCUUACACUAAGGCUAUGGCUGCUCUGUUUAAUAAAUGGUGUAACCUUCAAAUUUAAAUAAAGACGGGAAAUUCGUUGUUCCCAUUCAAAUCU
Molecule: messenger RNA, 485 nt
Organism: Cucurbita pepo subsp. pepo (vegetable marrow)
Lineage: Eukaryota; Viridiplantae; Streptophyta; Magnoliopsida; Cucurbitales; Cucurbitaceae
Source: RefSeq, a predicted model, not a curated record